Molecule: messenger RNA, 576 nt
Organism: Racocetra fulgida
Lineage: Eukaryota; Fungi; Glomeromycota; Glomeromycetes; Diversisporales; Gigasporaceae
Source: the annotation of a GenBank genome assembly
AUGAAUAAUAAAUUAGUUAGUAAAGAUGCUGCUAGAAACUGUAAAAGAAAAGAAAAUAAGACAGUUAAACAACAUAAUGUGUGUCUUGCUAAAGAACGAGAUCAAAAGUACCAAAAAAGAUCAAAAGAAACUUCUGAAGAACAUAAAAAAUGUCUUGAACAUGAUUGUGAAUAUCAACAAAAAAAAUUAAAGAAGAAAAUUGCUAAGAAACAUAAAGAGCGUUUAAGACACCAUUUUCAACAAUCCUUUAUAACUGAAUUCGAUACAACUGAACUUGACAUGUAUGAAAGUAAUGAAAUUGAGCUUAUUGCAACUGAACUUAGUGAAAUUGAUCAAGAUCUUCUAAAAAAUUUUUAUAAUAAUAUGAACAAGCUUCAGCAUUUAUCUUGCUCUAUUUGUAAUGAACAUUUUCCUUCCAUCAUUCUUGUGGUAGAAAAAUGCUGUCGCUACUAUAAUAAAAAGAUUUUUCCAAACAAGUUUUUUAAUGAAAACAAUAUGGACUCAGAUGACAUUCCUAAAGAGCUUCAAGGUUUAACAGAAAUUGAAAAAAUGCUGAUUGCAAAGUCUUUACUGUAA